UAGUGUUGUUUACUGCAGCUGUAAACAGCAUGUAGCUCCACAGUGACUCGGUGAAUCGAUUAUCCUGUGAGAGUCUGGGAUGAAGAACAGCUCGGUUAUGCACCUGUCAUGUCCUCACUGAAACACAGUUCGGUGCUGGUGUAGACAGAGAAGUGAGGUGAAGGGAGGAAACAUGGAGGUUCAUGCAGGUCUCUGUCAGUACAGCAGAUGAAGCUGAAUACAUCCAUGUACAAUGUGUUACCUGCAGAUGGAGAAGAGCGAUGAGAAGAAUGAGGUAGAAAUACUUACAGAAUUAGAUGAUAUUCUUGCUCAGGUAGAAGAACUGGAUAAAUGGAGGGAAAUUUUCGACGCUCGGGGGUUGAAAUUACAAAACAGUUUGGACAAUAGACCUCUAAAAGCUGACGAAGAGACUGAAGAUGUUUCUAGGUGUCCUUCCGCUCAUUCACCCAACGGUCACGCUAACCAGCUAAUGGUGCCCUACUCUGUCCCCCGUGCUCUUGCAGUCUCUCCCAGUCUGGGUGGACUUCCAGUGUCACCUGAACUUGCUAUGAAUCUGAGGAAGAUUUUGUUUGGAAACGCACUUCACGUCUUUAACUACGAGUGGAAAAAAUCAUUCUUCAAGUUCCGGGAGCCACAUUCAAACCUCUCCUACGCUCUGGAGACAGAUAGAGGUGGAGUUCGUGCUAUUCAGAUGGCAGUCCAGGCUCACAUUGUCAAAUACCUACUUUUCACACAGCCUUCAAGCUCAGAGUGCUGUGGAAUAGAAAGUUUAACUGCGAUUGGGGAGAAAGAGCAGGAGAGGGCUUUAGCGGCAGCCAUAGCUGAUAUUUUAUGGACAGCUGGUGAGGAGAGUACAGCCACCGUCUCCUUGGUCACGCCAGAACGCUGCUUCACCCCCCACCUGGACUACAAACUGGACAACUUUACAGAGCGGUUGCAACUUUUUACUUUCAAAAAGAAAGAAGAUUUGAGGACGUUCCUGUAUGGACAUAUUCAAUGUUUUAAUGAGGAGGGAAGCCACGGAGUCAUUCUCUUUCUGUACAGCCUGGUCUUCUCAAGAUCCAUUAUAAUGUUGCAAGAAGACUUGGAUUCCACCACUACUCAUCUCCUACAGUGUAGCUUGGGCAACUUUGGUUGUCGACAGGCUCUUUUAAACCUUUUGUUGACGGGUCGUGCCAGUCCUAACGUCUUCAACGGAAAUAUGUAUUGUGACGAGCAUGGCAGCUCAAUGUCACGUCCUCUCCACGGAGUUCUGUCCCGCAGUGAUGUGGGGUACCUAUACUGGAGUCGAGAGGAAGCCGAACAUGCCAGUCUGCCCAAGGUGGGAAGUAUGCUUAAGACACCCAAACUGCCUAUUUGGGUUUGCAGCAUCAACGGCACCUACAGUGUUUUGUUCAGUCUUAAUCGAUCUCUCCUCUCUGACUGGAAGAUGGAGCAUCUCUUCCACCUCUACUUCUACAACGGCCAACCAACUCAAGCCAGUACUGCAAUGCUCACCAUAGACACACAUUCCCAUCACUGGGAGGCUAAGAGCGGGGACAGUCAAGGAGACCCAGAGAGAAGGUUCCCCUCUGUGGAGAUGACCAUCAGAACUAAAUGGGAGGGAGCUGUAAUCGACUGGAAUAGAACUGUUCCCUUUUUUUGAGGUUUAACCAUUAAUCCCAAGUUAGAAGGUUUUAAACAAUGUAAAACCAACAUCUGUGUUUUGUGCAGUAUAUGUAGGGGAAGCAGGUUGUGUCUUUUCAGGGUCUUGGAGACCUUGGUUCAAAUCUCACCUCCAGUCACUGUCUGUGAGCAGUUUGGUAUGUUCACUUGUCUCUAAGUGGGUGUUCUCUGGUUACCUUAAAUUUCUUCCACUUUCUAAAAAUACAGUAGGUGGAUUGGACUAUAGGUGUAAGUGAAAGAGCAUAUGAGUGAGUGUGUAAAGGAUGCAGCCCUGUGUUUCUGGGUAGGCUCUGCACUGCAAAUCUAAUUAAGAUAAUGCUGUUACUCAAAAUAAAUGAAUGAAUUAACAAAGCAUAAGGUCUACAAAGAACAACAGCAAUAAAAAUAUAGUCUAGACUGAUGGUCAAAUUA
Trichomycterus rosablanca is the source of this 2076-nucleotide messenger RNA. RefSeq names its product MINDY family member 4B (gene mindy4b). Bases 233 to 1645 code for a protein of 470 amino acids. The record is from RefSeq and is a predicted model, not a curated record. Gene Ontology annotation, molecular function: K48-linked deubiquitinase activity; cysteine-type deubiquitinase activity. The transcript has 12 exons. Lineage: Eukaryota; Metazoa; Chordata; Actinopteri; Siluriformes; Trichomycteridae. Gene Ontology annotation, biological process: protein K48-linked deubiquitination.